AUGUUACAUUUCAUUGUUUUCUUUCUAUUCAUUGUUAUUUUUAACAAUGUCUAUUUUGUCGUUGGUUGGGAUCCAUCCAAUUUUACUUUCAAUCCUGGUCAAGAUUACGAACUCGUUUUUCAAGAUGAUUUCGAAAAUGUUGGUCCAGUGAAAGCUUUUAUCAAUGGGAAACCUGCUUAUGCACCGAAUCCCAAAAACUGGGCUCCAAUUGUUGGCAUGCACAUUGAUGGAGGUUUACAAAAUUUCACUAAUUCAAUCUUUAAUGCAUAUGUGCAAGACGGUAAAUUCACUCUUGUCGCAUUAAAAGAAGGAUUAACAUCAGGUAUGUAUGCAAGUAAAAACCUACAGGAAUUCACUUUUGGAAUAUGGGCUGCAAAAAUUCAAUUACCCUAUGGUAAAGGAAUUUGGCCAGCAUGGUGGUUAUUGGGCAAUGCAGAUAAAUAUAAAUUAAAAUGGCCAACAUGCGGUGAAAAUGAUAUUUUAGAAAUGGUAGGNUAUGCAAAUAAAUAUAAAUUAGGAUGGCCAACAUGUGGUGAAAAUGAUAUUUUAGAAAUGGUAGGAGGAAAUAAUGUAAGUGUAAAUCUUACUGAUCAAUAUGCACAUGGAACCGUUCAUUGGAAUAAUCAAUCUAAUAUGAUGAAACCUGUUUUUAACAAACAAAUUCAUCAACAAUGGAAAACACCUGAUGAUUCAAUGCUUCACAAUCAUAGUCUGGUGUAUUGGACUGAAUGGACAUCAGAACAAAUUACAAUUGGUGUUAAUGAAUUUAUUUAUUCGCGAAUUAAUACGACCAAUCUGCCUGAAUCUAUCAAUCCCGUCUGGGCGUUUAGUGGAAAAUGGCCAUUUUAUAUGAUAAUUAACAUCGGAAUUGGUGGAGAAUGGCCUGGACCACCUGAUAACACUACUGUUUGGCCACAGUUAAUGGUGACUGAUUGGAUACGAGUGUAUCAAAAGAAAAUUGAGUAA
Adineta ricciae is the source of this 966-nucleotide messenger RNA. NCBI's taxonomy places the organism in Eukaryota, Metazoa, Rotifera, Eurotatoria, Adinetida, Adinetidae. The record is from the annotation of a GenBank genome assembly.